Molecule: messenger RNA, 939 nt
Organism: Lindgomyces ingoldianus
Lineage: Eukaryota; Fungi; Ascomycota; Dothideomycetes; Pleosporales; Lindgomycetaceae
Exons: 1
Coding region: 46-939 (297 amino acids)
Source: RefSeq, a predicted model, not a curated record
UUUGGAAGUAAGCAACGUAUAGCGACGUCUUUUCACACAAACAAUAUGCUCUAUCGGUUGGAAUCCGUUGUCCAAACCUCAGUUUUCGCAAUCAUUCUUCCACUUCCAGCCUUCGUUCACGCCCAUCCAGCGCCGCUUUCCGCCUCGGAAUGGUUUCACGAAACUCUCUUCCCCGGACGAGGCACCACUCUACCUGAAGAGCUGAAAUGCUACUCUCUCCCAUAUGGUAGUCUUGGUUUCGUCUCUCAUGCUCUCACCUACUACACCAUGCUAUGUUUCCAUUUUCGGCGACGCCCUCUCUGGCCAUUCAGCAAGAUCUCGCAUAGCCGCCUUGAUGCAUUGAUAUGUAUUCUAUCCAUGGUGGUCACGGUUGUCCUGACGGCGUUUACAAUGGCUAGCUGUCGUAACAACUGGCAGUUUGUGUUGAUAGCAUUCUGGAAACUUACAUUAAGUGUCUCCCUUAACAUUGCCGGGCUUUCUAUGGCGCUGCAUCAACAUCGCGGGUCGCCGCCCCAGUCAGGUAUAAUAAAAAAUUCUCUCCUCGAAGCCUCUCUGUACUGGCUCGGCUCCUUUAUCGGUCUAAUAGGUCUAUUCCAAAUCGUGCACCAGACCUUUCCUCACAACAAAGCCGUUCGCAUCUUCACUGGCAUUAUGAUCGCUCUCGUCUGUUUGUCCUGUCUUUCUAUUUACUGGUACUUUUUUAACAAAGCGUACGAGUGGACGGCACUUCUAUCUGCAAUACCAGGUGCAUACGCGCUUCUUAUUGGCUUUGCGGUGUUUUAUUCGGAUUGGGUGCUCGCGGCGGUGGAUGGCAAUUGGGUAGGGACGCCCAGUGGGGAUCAGAAAUAUUUGUAUUGGGUGUAUUUUUCGGCCAAGAGGUUGCCUAUGGUGUCUUGGUGGGAAUUACUAGAAACCAGUCCCUUCUAUAGUAUAAUAUAA